Molecule: messenger RNA, 3024 nt
Organism: Pristis pectinata (smalltooth sawfish)
Lineage: Eukaryota; Metazoa; Chordata; Chondrichthyes; Rhinopristiformes; Pristidae
Product: guanylyl cyclase C-like
Exons: 27
Coding region: 1-3024 (1007 amino acids)
Biological process (GO): cGMP biosynthetic process; protein phosphorylation; intracellular signal transduction
Molecular function (GO): ATP binding; protein kinase activity; peptide receptor activity
Source: RefSeq, a predicted model, not a curated record
AUGGCCAGUGACCCCUAUGGGGAACUCAGUGAUACCUCGGUGGACAGCACAGAGCAAGGUUAUAAUGUCACCGUAAACGCAUCAUACGAAGGUUUUGACACAGUAUCCUUUUCAUCCAAAGGAUGUUCCACUAGCACCUGUGGAGGACUGGUGAAACUUCAGAAUUUAUUUAUGGAAGAAAACUUGGGCUGUGCAGUUGUAGGUCUCACAUGUACCUAUGCGACCUUUCAAAUUGUCUCGCUGGAUACAUUUUUGGACAUUCCCAUGAUCUCUGCAGGAAGCUUUGGGUUAUCCUGUGAUUAUAAACCCAACUUGACCAGGAUCCUACCCACAGCUAGGAAAAUCUCCAGCUUUUUCUUAGCACUCUGGGAUGACGAUAAGAUUGUGAAGACGUGUAAGUGGGACUCAACUUACAUCUACAAAAAAAAUGAAACCUCAGAAUCCUGUUUCUGGCACAUUAAUGCUUUGGAAGCUGGAUCAGCUGCAUUCUCUAUGGGUUUAGAGGUUAAGGAAAUCAUCCGGGAUGCAAUGAAAUUUAAGAAGAUAGUGAAUGACCCAGCAAGGAAGAGUAAUGUGAUAAUAUUGUGUGGGACAAGCAGUGACGUUGAGACAUUAGUUCAGGACGCUGAGCUGGACGAAGAUAUUGUCAUCAUUCUGCUGAACCUGUUCAACCACACCUACUUACCUGAAGGAGAUUCAAUGGACUACAUGAAGCAAGUACUGGUGGUCACCCUGCUCCCUCCAGAAGGGACCAAUGACAACCAAACGGAAGACAAUGACUACCUUAGGGGCUAUUCUGAGGCUGUUAAUCUCUUUGGUUCUGUUCUCAAUGAUUAUCUGAAGAGGAAUCAGACCCCAACACGGGAUGACUUCCGUCAAAGUUUUCGUAAUACCUCUUUCAAAGGACUCAAUGGACAACAAGUUUACCUGGAUGAAUUUGGAGACCGAGAGAUUACCCUAACUGUUCUAAGCACUUCAAUCAAGACAAUCAAAUACCAAAAAUGGUUCACCUUUGACACCCGGAAUAACAAUACAAAUAUCACUCUGCUCAAUCCUGAUUUCGCGUGGAUACAAGGGCUGCCCAGCAGCAAGCCGAAAGCCACUCCAGGUAAUCGAAGGUUGAUGGUUGCAGUGAUAGGUCUGACAAUCACGGUGGUGGUGGUUACGUUGAUCGCAAUGGUUGUACUGCAAAAAUACAGAAUGGAACGGAAAACCCGUUUGAAGAAAUGGGCGCACAUAUCUAGUGAUCAAAUUGUACCACUGGAAGUAGCUGAGCACAGCUGCAUCAACCUAAAGAUUGAAGAAGACAAGAGAAAAGAUAACUUUGUGCCAAUAUUGAGAGCAAAAUAUGACAAAAAGAUUGUUAUUUUGAAGGAACUGAAACAUAAAGAUGGCAACUUCACUGUGAGGCAAAAGAUUGAACUCAACAAAUUGCUCCAAAUCGAUUACUAUAAUUUAACCAAAUUUUAUGGAACGGUGAAGAUUGACAUGGAGAUAUUCAUGGUGAUUGAGUACUGUGAGCGAGGAUCAUUGCGGGAUGUUUUGAAUGAUACAAUAUCAUAUCCCGAUGGCACUUUUAUGGAUUUGGAAUUCAAGGUAUCAGUCAUGUAUGACAUUGCAAAGGGUAUGUCAUAUCUACAUUCAAGCCAUGUAGAAGUGCAUGGGAAUCUGAAAUCUACGAAUUGCGUGGUAGACAAUCGGAUGGUGGUGAAAAUUACCGAAUUUGGGUUUAAUACCAUUGUUAUGCCACAGAAAGGUCUGUGGACAGCUCCUGAGCACCUGCGGAACGAGGGAAUAUCUCAGAAAGGUGACACGUAUAGUUACGGGAUCAUAGGUCAGGAGAUCAUCUAUCGAAAGGAUACCUUCUAUACUCAAGCAUGUAGUGAUCCUGCAGAGAAGUUGAAGAGGGUGAUGAUGGCAAAUGAAUCCACACCACUUCGCCCCAGUCUUCCUUUGGAGACCGCCACAGACCAGGAACUAGAGGUGUUCGGGCUGAUCAAGAACUGCUGGGAGGAAGAUCCAGAAAAAAGACCAGACUUCAAGAAAAUUGAGGCCACACUGGCCAAGAUAUUAAGCACGUUCCAUAGUGAGACCAACAAGAGCUACAUGGACACGCUGAUCCGCCGGCUUCAGAUGUACUCAAAGAAUCUGGAGCACCUGGUGGAAGAGAGAACUGUCCUGUACAAAGCUGAACGCGACAGAGCAGAUCAACUGAACUACAUGCUGUUACCUAAGCCUGUAGUGAUAUCACUGAAGACAACUGGCCGGGUAGAGUCUGAGCUUUUUGAAGAAGUGACCAUCUACUUCAGUGACAUUGUGGGGUUCACUACCAUCUGUAAGUUCAGCACUCCCAUGGAAGUGGUCGACAUGUUAAAUGACAUGUACAAGAAUUUUGAUCAAAUCCUCGACAAUCACGAUGUUUAUAAGGUGGAGACUAUCGGAGAUGCCUAUAUGGUGGCAUCAGGUUUGCCAAAGCGGAAUGGAAACAGACACGCAGUUGACAUCACCCGCAUGGCACUGGAUAUUUUAAACUUCAUGGGGUCAUUUGAGCUGGCUCACCUUCCUAGCCUCCCUAUAUGGAUUCGGAUAGGUAUUCACUCAGGUCCUUGUGCUGCGGGUGUGGUGGGGACCAAGAUGCCACGUUAUUGCCUAUUUGGGGAUGUGGUCAACACAGCUUCGCGUAUGGAGUCCACAGGAUUACCAUUAAGAAUUCACGUUAACCAAUCGACGAUCAAUAUACUGAAGAGGACAAGGUGUAAAUUUGAAUAUGAAGUCCGGGGAGAGACCUAUCUGAAGGGAAGAGGAACUGAAGUCACCUAUUGGCUCACGGGGGAAACAGACCGCAAUUUUAGGCUGCCAGCGCCCCCCUCAGCGGAAAACUUGCAACGACUUCAGGCUGACUUUGCUGAGAUGAUUAUCAAAUCCCUUGAGAAGCGGAGAGCGACUGAGUACAAGACAGUAACUAAAGAGGAACUCGAAUAUCUGCAGCUUGGCUCCACAGAGUUACUCAGCACAUACCUGUAG